AACCAAGCUCAAAGACCUGGAAGACCAGGUCCCGUGAACAAAAAUACGGGUUCAUCGGCACAACAGAGUAGACGGCCGUCCACACAUGAAGUGUUGCCAGAGAAAAACGCCUUCUUCGACCCCAAGGCUUUAAAAUCAAAGGAUAGUACAGAGAUAGUACACAUGCUAAACGAGGGCAUACUUCAUUUAAAGUUCCUUCUUCGAACAAAAGAUCAGAACCGCAACAACGACGAAUUCAUCUGUGAUCUUACUUCUACGUUGGGAAAGGCCUGCAGCGUUCCACCAGGCGAAAAUCUUAACAAGAUUCUGGCCACACUUAAAGGCUCCGCUUUCUUUAACUCAAAAAUUCCCAGUUUACUUGAUCGCCUUCAAGAGUCAAAGGCCUUAAAUGACCAAUUAUCUCAACAAAGGUUCAUUGAGCAUCUCAUUGAAAUCUUCAUGAAGUACCUGACACAUUUGCCUAGUUCAUAUGCUGACCUACCUUACACUCAGUUGAAAGCAGCCUUAGAUCAGUCAAGUGUUCAAAACAAAGAAGAGCUGCAGACGAGGUUAGAUGAAUUUAAGCAAGCAAGAAAUGACGUCAUCAGAGGAGAAAGACAGAGGCAUGGGAAACGCUUUGUUAACAGGGCGGGGGAAAAGCCACCAAACGAUUUUAGAGACAUACCAAUUUGUCCCGAGACCAAAGAAAUCACAACUCAAGAAAGACCUUUCUUACGUAAGAACAUUUCAAGGGGAAGGUACGAAAACGCCGAGCACUACCUUGAUGUUCAGUUUCGGCUUCUUCGAGAAGACUUUCUUGAGCCACUAAGGGAAGGUAUUCGCGAAAUCGUCCUCAGAAUGCCUAGACAUGAGCGCAAACAAUUGAUAAAAUACUACCGAAGCGUUAAAAUUGUCGGGAAGGAGUUCACGCGGUCUGGAAUCAUUCAUAAAGUGCACAUCGAUAUUUCCGGUUCAGAUACCAGCACAUGGGCACAUUCCAAAAGAUUUUUAUUUGGUUCAUUUCUUUGUCUUUCAAACGACAACUUUAAAACUAUGCUUUUCGCAACAGUUUCUGGUUGCGAUGCAGAGAAAGUGAAGGAAGGACGAAUCGACAUCCGAUUUAUCGAAAAUCAAGACGUUUACGGGAUCGAGAGCCGCAACUGCGUUUACCAAAUAGUUGAGUCCCCCGCCUAUUUCGAAGCCUAUCGGUACGUUCUUAAAGGAUUACAGGUAUUAGACGAAACAACCUUACCAUUUAAAAAGUAUCUGGUCGAGUGCAGUGCAGAAGUUGACCCACCAGAAUAUCUAAGGCGUAAUGAGAGUGAGGAGCCGGUAUAUUAUGACCUCGGCAAGGCUCUUGGUGUGCUAAAUAAAUCGAACACCACCGCACCUGUACCUGUUCUAAAUCUUGAAGUUUGGCCCUCUGUUGCCUCACUUCCUCUCAAUAGCUCCCAACUCGAAGCGUUAAAGACAGCGAUUACAACCGAAUUUUCUGUCAUCCAGGGUCCACCGGGGACAGGAAAAACUUACGUUGGUGCCAAAAUCGUACGUUGCUUGCUCGAGAACCGAAGUGUUUGGGAUCCUCUACGGGACACACCGAUGCUGAUGGUUUGUUACACAAACCACGCUCUUGAUCAAUUCUUGGAAAAGGUGCUAGAAUUUUUACCUAGCCGAAACAUAAUUCGCGUUGGAGGAAGGUGCAAAAGUGAUAAACUUGAGAACUGCAAUCUGAAAAAAUUUACUCGCAGAUACACACUGGACGCCAAACGUGAAGAAGUGAACAAGAGGUUGCGACAAAACGACAUAGAAAUGAAAAUAUCGAAGCAACUGCUUGAAAAGGCAGACGUUCAACUUUUAGAGUUUGAAGACUUGGAACAACUAAUAAAUCCAGCACAUUUACAGCAGCUGUGUAAUGCUAAAUUUCCAUCCAAGGUGGCAAACGAGAGUCGAACUCCCAGCAACACCUUCAAAUUGUGGCUAUGCAACAACAAAGAGAUGGGUUGUAAUCAAACGGCACCCCUUGCAAAACAUGCUGAAAAUGAAGAAAAUGAAUCUUUUUAUUACGAAACAUUGUUCACAGAACCACAAGAUGACCGCGAAAGAUCCGUUGAAGAACCUUUAGCAGCAGUUAAUGACGUUAAUGUAUCAAAUGACGAAGCUAAACCUGAUCUUCCACCGAAGAUGGGCAUCUCAGAACAGAGAACAUUAAACAAAAAUUCGUACGAGCGUGGGUUACCAUGUGAUUUGUCGGAUGAACAGCAAAAUACCUUCCUGAGGCAACAGAUGGAAUUCAAUGUCUUACAAGACGUUUUUCAAGUAAAGCACAGUAAUUUCGAACAUUCGGCGUUAAUAGAAGGGGCUGAUCUCAUUCAAAGAACUGAACACCGGGAAGCAGUGGGCAGAUUCAGUGAUGGACAUGUUGAUGAAAAACGGGAGGCGGUGGAAGAGACUAUCGCAAUAGAAAGGGAAGCGGAUUUGAUACAACAACAAAGAUGGAUACAAGGCGACGAAGACCUCUUCCUUCCUAUAUCAAAAGAAACAGAUGACUUAAUACGUGAAGAACAAAAUAAAAGAGGGACGAAUGAAGAAAAUGAAGAGCAAUACUGGACACUUGAAACGCAUAAGAAAAAAGGCAAGUCGCAUCUCUGGAUGCCAAACGUCGACGAAAAUUGUAAAGAAGACGCUAAAUUAAAAGAUGAGGAAGCGGCUGACACAUUUUCUUCAAAGAAAAAGAAGAAACGAAAGAAGAAAAGGAAGAAAACCAACGUCCCUCUCACUGAGGAUAUUUACUCUAAACAAGAUGACCUAAGCAACAGAGAAGUGAUGUCCACCGAGGAAGUGACUUCUAGCUUAAUAAAAGGUGACUUAAUACGUGAAGAACAAAAUAAAAAGGGGACAAAUGAAGAAAAUGACGAUGAAUACUGGACACUUGAAACGCAUAAGAAAAAAGGCAAGUCACAUCUCUGGAUGCCAAACGUCGACGAAAAUUCUAAAGAGGACGGCAAAUCAAACGAUGAGGAAACGGGUGGAACAGCGUCUUCAAAGAAAAGGAGGAAAACAAAGAAAAAAAGGAAGAAAACAAAAGUCCCUCUCACUGAGGAUAUUUGCUCUAUACAAGGUGAUCUAAGCAACAGAGAAAUGAUGUCCACCGAGGAAGUGAUGGGCAUACAAAACAUCUGGAAUCUAUCACAAUCGGAUCGACUUCGAUUAUACCUCUUUUGGAUCGAAAACUACCGUGAACACUACAGAAUAGAAAUUUAUCAAGCUGAACAGGCAUAUGAACAGCUUCGCGAAGAAUUACAGGAAGUCCAGUUUGAGGAAGAGGAACAAGUCAUGCGUCAGGCGACCGUUGUUGGAAUGACAACCACAGGGGCGGCUAGAUAUCACUCAGUUCUCCAAAGGAUAGCUCCUAAAAUCGUCGUUAUCGAAGAAGCUGCCGAGGUGAUGGAAGCCCAUAUUAUCACUUCUCUUUCGCACAAUACCAAACACACAAUUCUCAUCGGAGAUCACAACCAACUCCGCCCCAAAGCGGCUGUUUACGAACUGGCGCGGAAGUACAACCUGGAGGUCUCACUCUUUGAGCGAAUGGUGUUAAACAGCAUGGACUGUAAACGCUUAUCUAUACAGCAUCGCAUGCGUCCUGAGAUUGCCACACUUACAAAAAGAAUCUAUGAUCAUGAAAUUGUAGAUCACGAUUCAGUUUGCACUUUCCCGCCAAUAUCUGGCCUUCGCCACAAUCUUUUCUUCAUUGAUCACUGCCAACCCGAAAAACUAAUAAGAGGUUUACAAAGUUACUCUAACCAUCACGAGGCUGAAUUCUUAGUAGCCCUUUGCAAGUACCUCCUACUUCAAGGAUACGAACGAAAGCAGAUCACAAUUCUAACCAUGUAUACAGGUCAGUUGCUGCUUCUUCAAGAGAAAAUGCCUCGACGAGCUUUUGAAGGAGUCAAAGUUUGUGCAGUUGACAACUUUCAAGGUGAAGAAAACGAUAUUAUUCUUUUGUCGUUAGUAAGAAGCAACUCGGAAGGUUGCAUUGGCUUUUUAGGCGAGUCCAACAGAAUCUGCGUCGCCCUGUCACGUGCCCGCAAAGGAUUUUACUGCAUUGGAAACUUCAGUCUACUGAAAAGCCAGUGCAAGCUUUGGAAGGAGAUCUGUGAUGACUUAAAGACAAAAGUAGCCAUCGGUGACAAUCUACAGCUGGUUUGCAGGAGACACAACAACGUAACGAAUGUAAGGUGGGCACGCGAGCUAAAGCAGUGCGAACUUGGAGGAUGUACAAUGCCAUGUGGAGACCGCCUAGAAUGUGGCCAUGCGUGCAAUGAGCUGUGUCAUGCCUCGGACGUUUUUCACUCAGAGGGCCGUUGUUCAAAACCGUGCUUCAAGUCGUGUCCCAGUGGUCACCAAUGUCCGUAUAGGUGUCAUUACCCAAGAGAGUGUCCCGCGUGCAUCUUUAUUGUGUUUAAGACACUUGCCUGUGGUCACGUACAACCUUUUAGGUGUUGUAUAGACCCAGUCUGGUCUGGAUUCAUCUGCAAGAAGAUGGUUUUAAAAAUUCUCCCUUGCGGACACGACAAACCCAUGAAAUGUUUCGAAUAUCCCAACAUUUAUAGCUACUGCACUAACAGCUGCACGAACGUUUUGGACUGCGGCCACACCUGCUCUAGGAGAUGCAAAGAGAAAUGCCAAUGUAACACGAAAAUAGAAAUUCAGUUGCCAUGUAACCACAGGAAAAUAGUCUUGUGCCGUGAGAAAAAAAAAUCAAUCAAGUGCAACGAAAAGUGCGAACGAGCCUUGAACUGUGGGCACGCAUGCUCAGGGAUGUGCCAUGAGGAGUGUACAACUAAGCUGUGCAAGAUCGAUGUUUUGAAAACCCUUCUGUGUGGCCACCAACAAAUUGUUCGUUGCUUCCAAGAUCCCCAAACAGUAUUUUGUUCUUCACCCUGUCAAAGACAGCUGAUUUGCGGUCACAGCUGUCCUUCUCCGUGUGGCCGUUUGUGUCAAGAAGUUCAGUGUAAAGAGUUGUGUCGAAAGAAGUGUCCCAGAGGUCACCCCUGUCAAAGGCAAUGUCACUUUGGUUCAUCCUGUUAUGAGUGCACAGUGCCAGUGAAUGCAAAGUUUCCCACAUGUGGUCACAACGUUAAGGUGCCCUGUUUUAUUAACCCAGCUACACUGACAUGCAAUAAGCCAUGUGAAAGAUUGAGAGCCUGUGGACACCACUGCAAAGACACAUGCGGCAUAGACUGCGAAACUCGACCAUGUCAGACACCUGUAACAAGAGUAUUAUCAUGCAAACAUGUUGUGGCGCUAGCUUGUCAAAGAAAUACUGAAACGUUCAUUUGUAAAACUAAAGUUGACGUACCUUUGCCAUGUGGACAUACGACUUCGUUGGAAUGUCAUGUAGCAAAAGUAGGGUUUAACGAUGUUUUGUGGAUGGAAAAGGUAGGAGACGAAUUGUGUUGCGGCCAUAAAGUCACCCUUCCACAGUAUUGCGUCCAAGAAAAGGUGGAAAUCACACUUUUUUGCGGACACAAGAAGUUUACAACAUCCUCUAGGAAGCAAGAACAAUUUCAGAGCAGAAGAUGUAACACAAAGGUGAAGAGAAGACUACCUUGUGGUCAUGAAAAGGAGAUGCAAUGUUCGGAUAAUGCAGACAGAGUAUUCUGCGAUGAACCGUGUGAACGCAUUCUCCCAUGCAAACACCCAUGCAGAAAAAGAUGUGGUGAUGACUGUGCAAGCUUUAGAUGUGCUGUCGGGGUGAAAAAGGUUUUGAGUUGUGGCCGCCAUGAUGUCAGUUGCUUUUGUUAUGAGGAUGUUUCCCAACGUAUUUGUUCAGAUCCGUGCACCCGGAGUUUGCCUUGUGGCCACCAACAAAUUGUUCGUUGCUCCCAAGAUCCCCAAACAGUAUUUUGUUCUUCACCCUGUCAAAGACAGCUGAUUUGCGGUCACAGCUGUCCUUCUCCGUGUGGCCGUUUGUGUCAAGAAGUUCAGUGUAAAGAGUUGUGUCGAAAGAAGUGUCCAAGAGGUCACCCCUGUCAAAGGCAAUGUCACUUUGGUUCAUCCUGUUAUGAGUGCACAGUGCCAGUGAAUGCAAAGUUUCCCACAUGUGGUCACAACGUCAAGGUGCCCUGUUUUAUUAACACAGCUACACUGACAUGCAAUAAGCCAUGUGAAAGAUUGAGAGCCUGUGGACACCCCUGCAAAGACAUCUGUGGCAUAGACUGCGAAACUCGACCAUGUCAGACACCUGUAACUAGAGUAUUAUCAUGCAAACAUGUUGUGGUUCUAGCUUGUCAAGGAAAUACUGAAACGUUCAUUUGUAAAACUAAAGUUGACGUACCUUUGCCAUGUGGACAUACGACUUCGUUGGAAUGUCAUGUCGCAAAAGUAGGGUUUAACGAUGUUUUAUGUAUGGAAAAGGUAGGAAACAAAUCGCGUUGCGGCCAUAAAGUCACCCUUCCACAGUAUUACUUCCAAGAAAAGGUGGAAAUCACACUUUUUUGCGGACACAAGAAGUUUACAACAUCCUCUAGGAAGCAAGAACAAUUUCAGAGUAGAAGUUGUAACACAAAGGUGAAGAGAAGACUACCUUGUGGUCAUGAAAAGGAGAUGCAAUGUUCGGAUAAUGCAGACAGAGUAUUCUGCGAUGAACCGUGUGAACGCAUUCUCCCAUGCAAACACCCAUGCAGAAACAGAUGUGGUGAUGACUGUGCAAGCUUUAGAUGUGUUGUCGGGGUGAAAAAGGUUUUGAGUUGUGGCCGCCAUGAUGUAAGUUGCUUUUGUUCUGAGGAUGUUUCCCAACGCAUUUGUUCAAAUCCGUGCACUCGGAGUUUGCCUUGUGGCCACCAAUGUCCUGGAAAAUGCCAUGAGAGAUGCAGUGAUUAUAAGUGCCAAAUGUUCGUUGUUAAGAAUCUACCUUGUGCAGGAAACCACUCUCUGAAAAUGUUGUGUAACGACGACCCAAGUAUCGUGGAAUGUCGAGCGCGUUGUGAUCGCAAACUAGAGUGUGGUCAUCGAUGCCCUGGAGUUUGUAGUCAAGCCUGUGGAGCAGUCAUUUGUAGACGUAAGGUGGUGAAGGAAUAUGGUUGUGGCCAUAAACAACGAGUAUGUUGCUUUGAAAGCAAAACUGCUAUCUGCAAAGUACCUUGUCCACGUCGAGAAGGAUGCACACACAAGUGUAAGGGAUUAUGUGGAGAGCCAUGUUCCAAUUAUCCCUGCCAAGUUCCUUUGGUUAAGACCUUGCCGUGUGGUCACAAGGUUAAGAUCCCUUGUAGUUUAUCUAUUGAUGAUGUACAAUGCCCUGUUUCUUGUCAGGCUGAGCUGCCGUGCGGUCACGAGUGCACUGCAACUUGUGGCGAGUGCAAGCAAAGGGGAUCACAUGAAAUAUGCCAAAGCCCAUGUAGCCGAGUUCUCGUUUGUUCACACCGUUGUCAGGAGAUGUGCAGCAAGCCAUGCCCACCUUGUGCUAGAAAAUGCAGUCGACGUUGUCCUCACACAAAAUACUCCCAACAGUGUUCACAACCAUGCAGACCUUGCAUAAAACCAUGUGAUUGGAAUUGCCCACAUUACCAAUGCAACAAUCCUUGCGGGGAGGAAUGCGACCGUCCUCGAUGUGAUGCGCCCUGCCCCAAGAAGCUCCCUUGUCGCCACCCUUGCAUUGGUCUGUGUGGAGAAAACUGUCCCACUCUUUGCGCUAUUUGCCACGCUAAAAAGCUAUCGUCCAUGAUUGGCCAAGGAAAUUUUAAAGCAACAGAAGCUACAAGAUAUCUUCAGCUUUUGGAUUGUGGUCAUAUUGUAAAGGUUCAAGAGAUGGACGAAUGGAUGCUGCGUGAUGUGGGAGAUAAUGUCAGUCAAAUUCAGUGUCCCAGAUGCUCUAUUCCGAUUACCUUCAGUUAUCGGUAUGGAAAUAUCGUGAAGAGAACCCUGAGAAACGUGGAAAAUGUCAAAAAUCAAAUACGUGAAAUUGGAAAUGAAACCACCAGAUUUACUAGAGAGCUUCUGAAAAAACUGCAUCACCCCCCAAAAGGAAUUCUGACUUUAGCUGGCAAACUGUCAAGUCAUUCAGACUCAAAGGAGUUGGAUAACGUAAAAAUGCACGACAUUCCCUUUGUUUUUACUCUGAGAAACAGCCUUUUUAUCAUCCAUCAAAUUGAGAAAGCGUAUCUCAUUUUACAAGCAGUUGAAAAAUGUCAAGAUCAGCUGCAGGUAAAGGAUCACUCAAGAACCAUCAAAUAUGCUUUAGAAAAGAUCUCAGACUACCUCACGACCCCUCAGUUUGAUUUGGGAACUUUGAGCCAAUUGUAUGAACAUACAAGAACGUUUACCCUUUUCGCGUCGAUUUUAGAAGCUCAAUGCCAAGCGAUCUCUUGCUGUCGAUCUUUUUCCAGCAUUGGGGUAUCGCGUUUAAAAAGUGCCCAAGAAAAGUUCGAAUUAUUUAUGCAAGGCAAGAUUAAAGUCCUACAAAACGAAUCGCUGGAAAAAAUUGCAGCUUCUUUGAGGAACGAAGUCGACCUUCCACCCCUUCUACCCGAGGAUCAAAAGGAAUUCAAGAAGUUCCCAAGCUAUAAUACCAGGGUUUGGAAAUUGUGCAAACUACAUGGUCAAGUGUAUUUCACAACAUCAUUUAUGCGCGAAGGAGAAGAUGUGACCGAGAUAAGUGGUUGCAGACAAUGCGAUGGCACAGAUGACACUGACGAAAAUACUGGAUAG
This is a messenger RNA of Porites evermanni, 8685 nucleotides long. Lineage: Eukaryota; Metazoa; Cnidaria; Anthozoa; Scleractinia; Poritidae. The record is from the annotation of a GenBank genome assembly.